GCCACAAGUGUGAUGUAGGAUGGUAGAUCGUAUUGGGCGAGCCGCCAUGUACCAUGCACAUGCACGGCCGGACGCUUGCCAACCGCCACUGUGGUCGUGUCUCUCUCACCAAUGGCAAGACGAGAACUGCAAUUCUCGAGAUAUCUCUCGAAACCACGAUUCCAGACAAGGAUCACGCUCAUCCAUGCUCCGGCAAUAUAACCGAUUAUUAGGGCAUGAUAAACGGAAAUGGACUUUAGGGUUGGCAGGGGCCUCUCUCUAUCCUCAGGUUUCGCGGGGUUUGGUGAUUUUCCUAUAACUGUGGACAGGCGCCGAUCCGGAUGGAGCUUCAGGAAAUCAUCGUCGCUGGUCUUCGCUCCUGAGUCCUUUGGAUUGUCGAGCAGCUACGGAUUUUUGGCCUGUGUUCUGCCAUCUGUAUUCACCACUUGUGAAGUAUUUCAUUUGCGCUGGCGCUGAAAGAUGCUGUCAUCAACCUUUGCAAGGUUGGUGUGGCUAGUAAUGGGAGCCUGCUCCCUUACUACCAUCGCCAGUCCAGUAGAGUUCAAAAAGCGAGAGGUCUCUGCCGAUGUCCUGGAUCAAUUACAGUUUUUUUCGCAAUAUAGUGCCGCAUCAUAUUGCAAAUCAAACAAUGAUAGCCCAAAUACCAAAAUCGAAUGCGCUCAAGGCAAUUGCCCAAGGGUAGAGGCUGCAGAUACAAACACGAUUGUGGAAUUCGAAAACACCCCCAAAACCGAUACGACGGGUUUCGUAGCGGUAGAUACCACAAAUCAACUCAUCGUCAUUUCCUUCCGUGGCACAGACUCAGUCCGUAACCUACUUACUGACGCUAACAUUGGCACACAAGAGAGUCCACUCUGCGAUGAUUGUGAUGCUGCCAAUGGGUUCUGGGAUGCCUGGGCAGAGGCCGAAGACAUUGUUCUCCAAGCUGUCGCUCAAGCACGGAGCGAAAACCCAGGCUUCAAAGUCAUCGCUACGGGUCACUCUCUAGGUGGCGCGAUUGCAAGCUUCGGGGCCGGUGUGCUGAGAAGCCAGAAUAUAACCGUAGACCUCUACACAUACGGUGCUCCCAAGGUUGGCAAAAGGGGCCUCGCUGAUUUCCUGACCGACAAUACCAGAGGGCAAAACUUCCGCGUCACCCACAAGGACGACCCUAUCCCUCGUCUUCCCCCGGCGCUCGUUGGUUUUCGACACCCCGAGCCAGAAUUCUUUGUCUCAUCUGGCAACGAUGUAGAGCCCACUGCUGGUGACAUCGAGCUCUUAACUGGAUCAGUGAACCUGAAGGGCAACGAAGGAAACCUCCGUCUCGACCUAGAUGCGCAUCGCAACUACUUUGGGCCAAUUUCCGCUUGUGAGGGCCAGGAGGGUCUUGAAUUCAAGUGAGAAUUGGGAAUUUAUGAGUUACUAACUUUG
Aaosphaeria arxii CBS 175.79 is the source of this 1410-nucleotide messenger RNA. RefSeq names its product alpha/beta-hydrolase. The coding region runs from base 460 to 1380 and encodes 306 amino acids. The transcript is spliced from 4 exons. Gene Ontology annotation, biological process: lipid catabolic process. NCBI's taxonomy places the organism in Eukaryota, Fungi, Ascomycota, Dothideomycetes, Pleosporales. The record is from RefSeq and is a predicted model, not a curated record.